AUGCAACCACCAGUGAAUAAUGAUAGACCAAAUGGUACGUCUCAGGUUCACCAACCUGGGCCUGAGACGGAACCAGUGGCUGUCGUGGGCCUCUCUCUGCGAUUCCCCGAGGAGGCUACCUGCCCCGAGAAAUUUUGGCAAAUGCUACAAGAGGGAAGGUCAGUGAUGACCGAAGUACCUCCCGACCGAUAUAACAUCAACGGGUUUUAUCACCCCGAUCAUUCUCGGAAUGAUACUAUUAGCGGUCGAGGGGCACAUUUCAUGAAGGGGAAUGUUGCAGCCUUCGACGCUCCGUUCUUUUCCAUGAGUCCCUCAGAGGUAGUAAGCAUGGAUCCACAGCAACGCCUGUUACUGGAAACGACGUACAGGGCCCUUGAGAAUGCUGGGAUUCCGAUGGAGAACGCUGCAGGCUCAAAAACAUCCGUUUAUGUUGGAGCGCUUGGCGUGGAUUACGGUCGCUUCUUUGAAGCUGAUGAAGAAGUACUGGCGACCUACAGGGCUACUGGUACUAACGGCGCAAUUCUGUCAAAUCGACUGAGCUGGUUUUACGAUUUGAGAGGACCAAGCAUGACGAUUGAAACAGCAUGCUCGGGUAGCUUGAUUGCCCUGCACCUCGCGUGCCAAAGUAUCCGCAACAAGGAAUCGAAAAUGAGUCUCGUUUGCGGGUCGCAGCUACAUCUCGAGCCAAUGACGAGCGCCAUAUCCCUGUCAACGUUGAAGUUUAUGUCACCUGACAGUCUCUGCCAUAGUUUCGAUGAGCGCGCCAAUGGAUAUGUCAAAGGCGAGGGGUUUGGUGUACUAGUCCUGAAGCCGCUUAGCGACGCUCUCGAGAACGGCGAUGUGAUUCGGGCUGUGAUCCGCGGAUCCGCGACGAACCAGGAUGGUCGCACGGCCGGCAUCUCACAGCCGAGCGGGGCGGCGCAGGAGAGUGUGAUCCGUGAGGCUUACCGGGACGCAGGUAUUGGUCUCACCGAGACUCGGCUGUUUGAGGCUCACGCUCCCGGAACCACACUGGGUGACCCGAUCGAGGCCGGUGCCAUUAAAUCGGUCUUCCAGGAGCAUCGCAGCCCUGAAGAUCCAUUGCACAUAGGCGCUGUGAAGGCCAAUAUAGGUCACCUGGAGGCCACGGCAGGCAUUGCUAGUGUGAUCAAGACAAUCCUUUGCCUCGAAAGGGGCGUUAUUCCUCCGAUCGCAGGGCUCCACAACCUUAACCCAAAGAUUGCGGCGAAGGAAUGGAAUCUGAAAUUCCCCACUGCAGCUCUGCCCUGGCCCACCGAGGGUCUUCGAAGGGCGUCCGUUAACGCCUUUGGGUACGGAGGCGCAAAUGCGCAUGCCGUCCUGGACGAUGCGUACAAUUACCUGCGUGAACACGGUCUCGAGGGGCAGCAUGCGACUGUUACAAAGCCCCCAAUCAUCGGAUCGACUGGCACUGGCCUGUCUAACGGCCACUCGAACGGCCACUUGAACGGCCACUUGAACGGCCACUUGAACGGCCACUCGAACGGCCACUCGAACGGUCACUCGAACGGUCACUCGAACGGUCACUCGAACGGUCAUGUAAAUGGCGGCUCCAACGGGUUCUACGCACACAAGGCCGGUGAUGUUGCGAAAGCCCCUUACAUUUUCGUUUGGUCGGCCUCCGAUUCCGGUGGAAUCGAGAGACUUGCUUCUGUUUACAAGGAACACCUCUCGGAGUUGGACACUGAUAGAACCUCUGCCGACUAUCUGCGCGAUCUCGCGUACACUCUUUCAAACAGGCGAAGCCUAUUGCCAUGGAAGUCAUCCGUGGUGGCUGAGUCAUUAGAAGACCUGAAGGCGAAGUUGGAAAACAUUCCGAAACCCACGCGCUCUUCGAUCGGGCCGAAAUUGCAAUUUGUCUUCACCGGCCAAGGUGCACAGUGGGCAAGGAUGGGGAUUGAGCUAUUAGCGAUUCCCGAGUUCAAGGACUCUAUCCAGCAAGCAGAUUCUCAUAUAAAGGGUCUGGGUAGUCCGUGGUCGAUCAUUGAGGAGCUGCAGAAGCCAACGGAAAGCUCGAGGGUUGAUAAUCCUGCCUUAGCGCAGCCUCUGUCCACCGCCCUGCAGAUUGCGCUCGUUGAGCUCCUUGGUACUUGGGGUAUCGCUCCGUGGGGUGUUGUAGGUCAUUCAUCGGGGGAGAUUGCGGCCGCCUUCUGUGCCGGGGCCAUUUCACGAGAAUCAGCCUGGACCAUUGCCUACUUCCGAGGACUCCUUGCUGCACGAAUUGCAGAAACACAGACCAAGGACAGAGGGGCCAUGAUGGCUGUUGGAUUGUCCGAGGACAAGCUUCAGCCAUACUUCAAUCAAAUUGCUCUAAUACAUGGAGAAGGAUCUCUAUCUGCGGGCUGCAUCAACAGCGCCAAUAACGUUACCGUGACAGGGCUCGAAAAGUCCAUCGAAGAGCUGAAAGCUCAACUCGACAAUAAGGCAGUGUUUGCCCGCAAGCUGAAGAUUCCGGUCGCCUACCAUUCGUCUCACAUGCAAGCAGUCGCCGAGGAGUACAGGAAUCUGAUACUGGAUAUUUCUCCGCCCAAAGCAACUGUCGCAAAGGGGGCUCACCCUGCUUUCUUUUCGACUGUAAAGGGAAGGCCCGUUCCCAUUCAGGAGCUCUCUCGUCCCGAGUACUGGGUAGCAAAUCUUGUUUCCCCGGUCAGAUUCUCAGAAGCGAUUGGAGAGCUUGCUUUAGCAAGUAGUGAAGAUCGUUCAAAGCAAAACGAGUAUUAUAUCGAGGUUGGGUCACACGCUGCUUUGCAAAGACCCAUCAAGGACAAUGUGCCCGAGUCCGAGAAUUUGAAAUAUAGCUCUACAAUGCGACGAAAUGUUUCUGGAGCAUGGUCUCUAGCGCAGCUCGCUGGUGACCUUUGGGUUGAGGGAUAUCCAGUCAAGGUCGACAUCGUCAACCGCCAAGGAUCGAACAAACCAGCGAACAUGGUUGUAGACCUGCCCGAGUACCCGUUUAACCAUUCGCAAACAUACUGGCUUGAGAGCAGACUGUUCAAAAAUUAUCGGCUCCGCGACCAUAUUCGGCACGAACUUUUUGGUAUUGCCACCAAUGAUUGGAAUCCAUCUGAGCCGAAGUUUAGGUUCACCAUUAGGUCUUCUGACCUUCCUUGGGUACUGGAUCAUAAAUUGAAUGAUUCGAUAGUCUACCCUGCUGGUGGAUUGGCUGUCAUGGCGAUUGAGGCCGCAAGAUACCUUGUUAAACCAGGAGUUGCUGUGAAAGGAUUUCGCUUACGCCAGGUGACUAUUUCGUCACCUCUUGUUGUCCCUGAGACCCCCGAAGGUGUCGAAAGCCAAAUAUUCCUGCGACACCAGAAGAACAGUCGCACCACGGGUCUUCAGUCAAUCGAGUGCAGGGAAUUUAGUAUAUUUGUGCACUCGAAUAAUGAGUGGAGAGAAGUUUGUGCAGGCUCUGUCGUCACUGAAUAUGAAGAGGGUGCUGAAGACGUAUAUUGUGGUGAUGACACGAGCCUAGACCGGAUUCAUUACCAAUCCCUAUAUCAGAAGGCUCUUGAGCGCUGCUCGGCAAACACCACAGAAGCACUUUUCUAUGAGGCAGCACACAAAGCUGGGUUUGAGUUUGGGCCAACUUUCAAUACCCUUCACAAUAUCACCUUCGACCCAGAUAGGUAUCAAGCAACCGCGGUCGUUUCACCGGAUGAAUGGAAAACAAAGGUCUCCGAAAGGAUUGCUGAUAUCCAACCACACGUUAUCCACCCCACCACUCUGGACGGAGUAUUCCAGGUCGGAACUGCUGCAACCACCAAAGGCGGCACAGACAUUGGAUCUUCGUGCGCCCCGACUCAUCUUCGAGACCUUUGGAUUUCGAACGAUCUUCUUUCCCGGACGCCAUCCACCAAGCUUCAGGUCUUCGCCGAGACCACACUGCAAGCAACUCGCGAAACCGACGUUUCUAUAGUUGCUCUGAACUCAGACACGGGAGAGCCAGCUAUCGUAGUAGAUGGCUAUCGACUGACGGCCGUGUCGAUGCUUCAGUACGUGCCGUCCAAGAAACGUAAUAUCUUCUAUCGACAAGACUGGAAACCAGAUGUGGACCUGCUAAACCGUUCGCAAAAAGAGCAAUACUGUUUGCAGAAAGAGAAGAUGCCAGUCGAAUGGGCAACUUCAAAGCAUGUCGUGGUUCUCUACUACCUUUCAAAGAUGCUGGAAGAACUUGACGCACAAGGCUUUAAAACUUCUGUUCCUCAUUUUCAGAAAUAUUUGGCCUGGGUAUGCCGUCACUUUGAGAACCUGGGCGGAAACAGUCCUCUUCUCCAGGAGCCGUGGAAAGGAAUACUCGAAGACGAGACUCGGCGCAUGCACUACCUCGAGGAGUUUACAGCCCAAGGACGGGUGGAGAGGUCUAUCAACGAUUUCUGCAAGCAUCUCACCGGUAUCGUCACAGAAGAAGUUAACCCGUUAGAGCUUCUCUUUAAUCAGGACAUUGCAACCGAUUUUUACUCCGAUGAGAUGUUCAGGGUUUCGGCACGACGAAUGGCUGCCUUUAUCGAUCUCCUAGCGCACAAGAAAUCGAACAUGGACAUUCUCGAGAUUGGCGCCGGAACUGGAAGCGGCACUGAACCCAUCCUAUCCGCUCUUAAAGAGCAAGGCACAAGUGAAGGUGUUACGCCAAGAUACAGCAGCUAUGUUUUCACAGAUAUUUCGCCGAGCUUUUUCGAGAAGGCCCAGGCGCACUUCUCAGAACAUGCCGACCGCAUGACUUUCCAGACACUCGACAUUGAACGCGAUCCGGCAGAGCAGGGGUUCGACCUUGGGAAGUACGAUCUUGUUAUUGCUGUCAAUGUAUUGCACGCAACAAAGUGUGUACGUGACACAUUGCAGCACGCGCGUUCGUUGCUGAAGCCAGGUGGUCAUCUCGUCCUGAUGGAGCCUACUGACAAGGAGGAUCCCUUGCUGAAUGGCAUAUGGGGAACUCUUCCAGGCUGGUGGAGAUCAGAAGAGGAAGACAGAUCCUGGUGUCCUCUGUAUUCUCAGGGCGAAUGGGAUAACCACAUAAAAGAAGCCGGCUACACCGGCCUAGAGGCUGCCAUCACAGCUUUCCCAGGGCCAAGAAACCACAUUCUCAGUAUCCUCGUCACACAAAGACAACUCAAUGAAUCGAGGGAGCCCCAACUUCCGAGGACCCUACUGAUUGCUGCGGAAACAGAGCUUCAGAAAAGGGUGGCCAACGAGAUAUCCUCUCACAUGAGGUUGAAAGGAUUGUCACAUUGCGACAUUGUUACGCCUGACUUGAUUUUCAAACAGACGCUGCGAGCAGACGCCUGCUUAUCAUUGCUGGAUUUCGGGCUUUCGUUCCUAUCAACGAUGAACCAAAGAGAAUUCUCCGUGCUCAAGAGGAUCGUUGGGUCCUCAGAUAAACUGUAUUGGGUGACUUCGGGAGCUGGUGAAACGGCCACAUUGCCAGAGAACGCCAUGAGUGCUGGGUUUAGCCGGGCUGUCAUGCUCGAGCACCCUGGCCUCUACAUGGCAAAUAUUGACGUUGACGAAAACUCUGAAUUUGCCGUAAAUUCAAUUACAGAUCUGCUUGAACAUUCGUUUGGGGUGUCCAAAAUUGAAGACUGGGAGGAUAACUACCGCGAGGACAACGGCAUGAUCUUGAUUCCGCGAGUCGUGGAAGCCAACGACGUCAAUGACCAUGUUUAUCGACAGACCGCCAAACUUGAGAUAGAAAAGCGGAAGGUUGGCAAGGAGCCGACAGAAGCACUGGAGGUGAAGUUCACUCCAGGACAGCUUGACAGUUUCCGGUUCGCCCGGGAUCAAACUCAUAGCCUGCCACUCUUGGAGGACGAGCUGGAAGUUGAAGUCAAGGCCACUCCAAUUAACUUUGCAGACGUGAUGUGUGUGCUAGGACAGGUUGCCUACACAUAUAUUGGUCAUGAGUAUGCUGGAGUUGUCCGAAGAACUGGUUCAGCAGUAAAGGGCAUUGCUCCGGGAGAUCGAGUGUGCGGAAUAGCUCCUGGCACUUUCAGAACUUUUGUGCGGAAUAAGGACUACACAGUUAUCCCUAUCCCAGAACAUCUGGGAUAUGCUGAAGUCUGGCCAGCAGUGUGGUUACCGGCACUGUACGGACUCAGGCACCUCGGACGACUCCGUGAUGGUGAGUCUGUUCUCAUCCAUGCCGCUGCGGGUGCAGUUGGACAGGCAGCUAUUCAAAUAGCCCAAAUGGCUGGUGCAGAUGUCUUCGUCACCGUUAGCACUCCGGCGAAGAAGAAGCUCCUUCAAGACCUAUAUGGAAUCCCCGACAACCGCUUCUUUUCUAGCCGAAAACUGUCGUUUGGUAAACAGAUAAUUCGUGCCACCCAGGGACGCGGCAUCGACGUGAUUCUGAACUCUACCUCUGGAGAGCUACUAGCAGAAACGUUCCGAUGUAUCGCUCCACUUGGGCGAUUUAUCGAGAUCGGAAAGCGAGACAUCCAUACUUUCCAGAGCCUCUCCAUGUCUCCGUUCGCAAAGAACGUCACCUUCUCAUCCCUUGACAUGCAAACGGUUUACUCUCUUUAUCCCACCGUGAUUCGUGAAUUGAUGCAGGAGCUGAAGGAGUUACUUUUUGCGGCUCAGUUGAAACCUCCUCAACCUAUUUCCCAGUUCUCGCGAGGGGAGUUUGAGUCUGCCUUCCGCUACCUCCAGACGGGCACUCACACAGGCAAGACGGUCAUCAAUUGGGAAGCGGAGGCGGAGAUCCCAGUGAUACCCACUCACGAUCCGCACUACUUUUUUGACCCGGAGGCAAGCUACGUGAUUGCUGGCGGCCUGGGUGGCGUCGGUAGGAGUCUCGCUAGAUGGCUUACCACUCGUGGUGCAAAGCACCUCAUCUUAUUAUCACGCUCAGGCGCUGUGUCAGAAGAAGCUAUCAAACUCGUGAGCGAGCUAACUGCAAGUGGUGUCAACGUUGCCACUCCCCCGUGCGACGUUAGCAAGGUGGAUUCGCUAAAAGCGGCCCUCGAUCAAUGUGCCAACACAAUGCCUCCUACGAAAGGAGUUAUCCAGGGCUCUAUGGUGCUCAAGGACCGAUUAUUUGACAACAUGACUAUAGAAGAAUGGCAGGCGGUCAUGGAUCCCAAACUUACUGGCACCUGGAAUCUUCACAAGUUGUUGCCUCAGGAUAUGGACUUCUUCGUCAUUCUGUCCACAUUGGGUGGGAUGGUCGGAUCCAAAGGCCAGUCUCAAUACAAUGCCACGGCCACGUUCCAAGAUGCAUUUGCCAGGCAUCGGUGGUCCCUCGGACAGAAGUGCAUUUCCAUCGACGUCGGCGUCCUCAAAUCAGUGGGGUACGUGGCCGAGCAAGAGAAAGUUGCCAAGCGGUUAGCGAGCAUUGGGUACGAUGCUCUCGACGAGAAAGAGCUUCACAGUGUCGUGGAUUGGGCAUGCGACCCUGCGCGUGAUCCCACUUCCGGCUGGGACACGCAGAUUCUGACGGCCCUUGAUCGGCCAAGCGCUAUGUUGCAGAAGGGCCACGAGUUGAUUCCAUACAUGAAACGACCUAUGUACCGUCACCUUCAACAAACAAGCGGUGCCGCAGCCCAAUCUCCUCAGACUGGGUCGGACGAGCAGGUCGACUAUGAGUCUCUCCUCAAAGCCACUGAAAACGAAGAAGAAGCGGGGAUGGUCAUUGCCACAGAGCUUGGCAAGAGACUUGCGCGGGCUCUCUCUGUUCCCGAAGAAGAUAUCGAUACCACGAAGCCAGCCCACUCCUUUGGUGUUGAUUCCCUUGUUGCCGUCGAACUUCGGUUCUGGUUCCAGAGUGAGAUGAAGGCUGAUGUCUCCGUCUUUGAUAUACUGGAGAAUUUUAGUAUCCAGGAUUUGAGUCGGUUGGCAGCCAGCAAGAGUGAGUACCUGCAGAAGUCAUGA
This is a messenger RNA of Penicillium riverlandense, 7884 nucleotides long. Its product is annotated as type I polyketide synthase. The transcript has 6 exons. Gene Ontology annotation, biological process: secondary metabolite biosynthetic process; fatty acid biosynthetic process. Gene Ontology annotation, molecular function: fatty acid synthase activity; zinc ion binding; phosphopantetheine binding. Lineage: Eukaryota; Fungi; Ascomycota; Eurotiomycetes; Eurotiales; Aspergillaceae. The coding region runs from base 1 to 7884 and encodes 2627 amino acids. The record is from RefSeq and is a predicted model, not a curated record.